GCAUGAACUGUCAAAGCCGCAGACGAUGCUGCUGAAGUUGAGCAGCUCUCUCUGCUAAUCAGUCCCCGAUUUCACCUCCCGGGAGAGAGGAAUCGGGUCUGCCCUUUGCGCUCGUGCCGCUGAUUAGACAGAGAGAAGCUGACACCGCAGAAGACAGUCGCCUGGUCAAGAAACAUGUGGGACCUGAUAGGGAAAGCGGCCGUGGCCCUGGUGGCGGCGCGCCUCGGCUGGUCCGUCCUCAAGGGGCUCUAUGGGUCCUUCCUGGCGGCGGCGUUGGGACUCAACCUGAAGGUCAAGAAGACGGGCGAGUGGGCAGUUGUAACUGGAGCAACUGAUGGCAUUGGUAAAGCUUAUGCAUUUGAGCUGGCAAGGCAAGGAAUGAAAGUUGUGUUAGUCAGCAGGACAGCUUUCAAACUACAGAAUGUUGCUGCAGAAAUUAACAGUAAAUAUGGAACUGAGACAAAGAUCAUAGAUGUGGACUUCACCAAAAGUGACAUCUAUGACCGCCUGAGGAAGGAAUUGGCCGACAUGGACAUUGGGGUUCUUGUCAACAAUGUGGGAAUGAGCUAUGAUCAUCCAGAAUACUUCAAUAACCUUGAGAAUGGAGACGAGAUGUGUCACCGACUCAUCAACUGCAACAUCAUGUCUGUGACAAUGAUGAGCCGUGUUGUCUUGCCUGGAAUGGAAGAGAGAAAGCGAGGUCUGAUCAUCAAUGUUGCAUCACUCUCUGCCACUAUUCCUGCCCCUCUGCUGGCUGUUUAUGCUGCCACAAAGGCCUUUGUUGAAAGCAUCAGUGACAGCCUGGCAGCAGAGUAUAGCAGGAAGGGCAUUACCAUCCAGUGCAUCCUGCCAGGCUUUGUUGUGUCCAAGUUGUCCAAGCUGAAGCGGCCUUCACUCAUGAUCCCAACCCCAACAGCAUACGUCCGCUCCACAAUGAAGACCACUGGUGUUGAAAAGAGAACAGCUGGGUACUUCAUGCACAAGCUUCAGAUUUACUUCGCCGAGUGUGCCAAGUUCCUCCUUCCCGGGUCAGUCCUCACAAGCAUUGUCUUUGGCCAGUUGCAAGUGUUCCGUAUUAAAGCUCUGAAGAAGAAGGAACAAGAGGCCAAGGCACAAUAAGCAAGUCAGAUGACUUAGCAAUACACAAAAAGUGAGGUGGUCAACAUUGUAAAAAGGGCCAUAGAUAUUGUUUUUUGUAAAGAUAUACAUGUAUAAAUUUGGUAUGCUUUCCAACUUUAUGUAUCAAAGAUGUGGUGCAGUGUAUUUGUUGUCCAUAAAAUGCUGGUUAGUUGACGGUGUAAAGUUAUUUCACAGUAUCAUAAUUUCAGGUUCCUUAAUGAAUCCAUAUUUGUAGAUCCAUGACAUUAGUACACAUGUUCCUUUAGUUUAUAUUGAUGUUUCUCAGAAUAGGUGGAAAGAGUAUUUUUACUUGGUGUUGCAAUUGUUUUUUAUGUUUAUAUAUGGUAUUACUUUUUAAAAAAUGUAUUUAUUAAUCUUUUGGUCAGGAUUGUACAUAAACCCAGUUGCCAUAAUCAGUCACUAUUUGCAAGCCAACUUGUCUAUCGUUGUAAAGAUUGUUUUGAAGGGAAAUCUGUGUAAUUAAGAACUACAAGUAUUUAUUAUGAUCAAAAGCACAUAGUGAUUGUGAAAAAUGUUAUUUAACAUGAGUGAAUAUGAAGAAAAAGGCUGAAUACAUGAAUUGCUUUGUUCUAAGGUAGCAAAUGACUAUUAUGACCAUUUUGAUGCAAGAAGGUGAAUUAAAAGAAAUAUGUUAAGGACAAUGUCUUCAACUCUGAUUCUCAAUUUUUUAAAGAUAAAUUUUAAGAUUCCUAUUUGAUGCAUUUCAUUUUGGUCAACCAUAUUGUUUUCAUGUGUGUUAAGUUAUUUUGAUAGUACCUUCCACAUGUGUUUGCUUGACUUAAAAGUGCAUUAAGCACAAAAUGUAAAGCAAUAAGGUUGAAGUGGAUACUUAGGUCACAGCACGAGUUGAGUCUAUUGCUUCCCUGAUUUGAUUUUUUAUACCAUUCUUGGAAAAUGUGCAUUUUAGUAAACAUCUUGUAUAAAAUGUUCCUAUCAGUUGUAGAGACUGUAAAAUAUUGCGUAGGAAUUUUGUUUGUGCACUAAUAUUGCAGUAAUUUACUUCCAAAUUUAUAGCAUGUACCAAUGAAAUAGUUGGCCUAACUUCCAUGGCCAGCUGAAUAAAGUGUCUGAUGAUA
Penaeus vannamei (Pacific white shrimp) is the source of this 2216-nucleotide messenger RNA. RefSeq names its product hydroxysteroid 17-beta dehydrogenase 12 spidey (gene spidey). The record is from RefSeq and is a predicted model, not a curated record. Gene Ontology annotation, cellular component: endoplasmic reticulum. Lineage: Eukaryota; Metazoa; Arthropoda; Malacostraca; Decapoda; Penaeidae. Gene Ontology annotation, molecular function: oxidoreductase activity.